AUGGAAGACAUCUUCUUGUACACUUUUCUGGCCAUCCUAGUCUGCUUGUUCAUCACCCCAACGCUGUUUCGUCGGCUUCGUUACCGUAACCUCCCUCCGAGCCCUUCCUUUUCUCUUCCCAUACUCGGCCACCUCUACCUUCUCAAAUCACCAAACCAUCGCACCUUCCACAGUCUCUCUCGGAAAUACGGCCCCAUCUUCUCCCUCUGGUUCGGCUCCCGCUGCGUCGUCGUUAUCUCCUCCUCCGCCGCCGUGCAAGAAUGUUUCACCAAAAACGACAUCGUCUUGGCAAACCGUCCGCCCACGCUAAUGAGCAAGUAUUUCGGGUACAACCGAACUACCAUGACGGCCUCCCCUUACGGCGAUCACUGGCGCAACGUUCGUCGUAUUGGCACUGUCGAGGUCUUAUCAAGUGGCAGGCUCAACUCGUUCGAGGAGGUUCGAAAAAACGAAGUCAAGCAUUUGCUGCUCAAGCUUUCCCGAAAUGCAGAAGAAGGUCGUUUUAUGAAAGUGGAGCUGAGGUCCUUGUUAUUUGAGCUGACCUUCAACAACAUAAUGACAAUGGUAGCUGGGAAGAGGUAUGUCGGAGACCAUGUUGCGGACAAGGAAAUGGGGAAGGAGUUCAUUGAGAUCAUGGACGAGGCUUUCUCGUACAGUGGGGGGACCAACGUGGGAGAAUUCAUGCCUUUUAUCAGAUGGUUCGGAGGUAAUGGUUAUGUAAAGAAAUUGAAGAAGCUGAGCAAGAGAGCAGAUGUGUUCUUGCAACGUUUGAUUGAUGAUCACCGGAACAAGAGUGCAUCAGAGAGAAAGAAUACCAUGAUCGACCAUUUGCUUUCUCAGCAGGAGUCACAACCCGUGUAUUACACUGAUAAGAUUAUCAAAGGACUUAUACAGAGUCUAUUAUUGGCGGGCACUGAUACAUCGGCAGUGACAAUAGAAUGGGCUACUUCCAAUUUGCUAAACCAUCCAGAUGUACUAAAGAAGGCUACAGCAGAAUUGGAUGCUCAACUGGGUCAGGAACGCCUAGUAGACGAACUAGACAUCUCUAAGCUUCAUUACCUUCAAAAUAUCAUCUCAGAGACACUUCGAUUGUGCCCGGCAGCACCAAUGCUUGUACCCCAUUUUGCAUCUGAUGAUUGCGUUGUAAGUGAAUUCAAUAUACCACGCGACACACUGGUAUUGAUCAAUGCAUGGGCAAUACAUAGAGACCCGAAUUUGUGGGAUGAUCCUGAGACUUUCAAUCCUGAGAGGUUUGAAACUGGUGGUAAGGAUGUGGCACACAAGUUUAUACCAUUUGGAAUGGGAAGAAGGGCAUGUCCGGGAGGAGGAUUGGCCCAACGAGUGGUCGGCUUGACUUUGGCCUCAUUGAUUCAAUGUUUUGAGUGGGAGAGGGUCAGUGAGAAGGAGAUUGAUAUGACUGAAGGAGCAGGACUCACAAUGCAUAAGCGUGUGCCAUUGGAGGCCAUGUACAAACCUCGGUCAAUUUUAAACAAGAUCGUUGAUUAA
Argentina anserina (silverweed cinquefoil) is the source of this 1506-nucleotide messenger RNA. Its product is annotated as cytochrome P450 81Q32-like. The coding region runs from base 1 to 1506 and encodes 501 amino acids. Gene Ontology annotation, molecular function: iron ion binding; monooxygenase activity; heme binding. Lineage: Eukaryota; Viridiplantae; Streptophyta; Magnoliopsida; Rosales; Rosaceae. The transcript has 2 exons. The record is from RefSeq and is a predicted model, not a curated record.